This is a messenger RNA of Paramecium pentaurelia, 1775 nucleotides long. The record is from the annotation of a GenBank genome assembly. Lineage: Eukaryota; Ciliophora; Oligohymenophorea; Peniculida; Parameciidae.
AUGCAUCAAUAAAUCUAAAAUAUAUAAGUUUUCGAAAAGUCAACUUUCAGUAAUCAAGAUGCCAAUUUAAUUUAAUUAGAGUGGUGGAAUCCUAAUGAGAUGAAAUUUAGGGAUGUUUAAAUUCACAUCACAAUUACUUAAGAAAAUAACAUCAUUUAUUCAUCAUAGGAAGGCAUAAUUUUGAGAAAGUAUAUCAUCUUAUUUUUGUUUUUAAAGGGAAUAAAUUUAUGAUAAUCCAAAUAAUCAAGAAAUUUUGCUUAACAUGGAAUAAAUCUAACACCUUGAAUGGUUAGGUGAAUAUGGAAAGAACAAAAGAAAAUUAGGUAAAUGGGUAGCAACAUGGAAUAAAUCUCUUCUAAUAGAAGGUGGCUACUAUGUAGAUGGAUUAAAAUAAGGUUUAUGGACAUAACCAUUUACUAAUUACUUUAGGUAAAUAUCAAUAACCAAAGUAGCAAAGCUAAAGUAUUUGAAAAUGGAUAAUACUUUCAUGAUUAAAAAUAUGGAAGAUGGCAUUAUAUCUAUAAAAAUAAGAAUAUGUAUUUUAUAAUAAUAAAUUAGCGGUGGUGGAUCAUAUAACGCUUAAGGUGUGAAAUAUGGUAAAUGGUUAGAAAUAAGUGAGAAGUUCAAUGAUGAUUCUUAAUUAACUUAUUGUGGUGAAUAUAAAAAUGGUAAAAAAGUUGGUAUUUGGGCUGUAUUGUGGAACGAUGAUGACUCUUGGUAUAAUGGAGAAUAUAAAAAUAAAUUGAUGUAAAAAAUAUUAAAUAGUGAAAUCUUGGUUUAGGGGUGGUGGAUCAUAUGAUGAAGAAGGGGAUGGAAUUAAGCAAGGAAAUUGGUUAGAAGUGUCAGAUCGAUUUGAUAAUCAUACUUAAGUAACAUUUAAAGGUGAAUAUAAAAAUGGUAAAAAAGUUGGAAAUUGGCAUAUUUUCCAUAGGCAGAAUGGGAAAGGAAAAUCAAUUAUGAAAAUGUAAAUUUUCUUAAAUAAAGCAAUAUAGUGGCGGUGGAUUAUAUAAAGAGGAAGAGAUUAAGUAAGGUAUUUGGGUGGAACUCUCAGAUAGGUUUUAUGAUUUUUCAUAGGUAAAGUAUAAUGGUUAAUAUAAACAUGGGAAAAAAAUUGGUAGAUGGGAUAUUUUCUAUGUAAAAGAAAAGAUGUAAAAACAAAUUAUAAAGUAAAUAUUAUUUUAGUGGUGGUGGAUAAUAUGACGAAGAGGGUGAUGAAACUAAGUUGGGUUUUUGGGUGGAAGUUUCGGAUAGAUUUUAUUGUAAUUCUAAAGUAACCUAUCAUGGAUAAUAUAAAAAUGGGAAAAAAAUAGGUAUGUGGAAUAUUUUGUUUAAUUGGUAAGGAAAUAAAUAGAUGUAACAAAAUAUUAUGUAGUAUAUACGUUUUAGCGGUGGCGGAUUAUAUGAUAAAAGAGGUGAUGGGAUUAAGUAGGGUUAUUGGAUUGAAAUAUGGAAUGGAUUUUUUUAUUAAUCUUAAGUGACUUAUAGUGGUUAAUAUAAAAAUGAUAAAAAGGUUGGAAGAUGGGAUAUUUUGAAUGAAGGAGAUUAGAUGUAACAAAAUAUUAAGUUAAGAAUACCUUUCUUUAAGUGGUGGUGGUUCAUAUGAUGAAGAAGGCAAUGAGAUUAAAUUUGGAAGAUGGAUUGAGUUGGCAAAUGAUUUUUGGGAUUUUGGUUAAAUAACUUUUAAUGGUGAGUAUUAGGAUGGUAAAAAAGUAGGUAGAUGGGUGGAAAUGGAUUUAUAUAAGGAUGAGAAGCGCGAGAUUAUGUAUUAAUAUUGA